UCUUCUUCCUCCCCACCGCUCAAAAUCGAAAUAACAGAAAUACAGUGAAGUCCUACUGAGACAGUCAGAAUGUUGUAAUUGCUUUUCGUUCUCACGGGUUCAUUUUUGCCUCACCACCGCCCGUAGAUGAUAGAGAAUGAAUUCGGAGAGGACCCACAAUGCGCCAUCAUGAUGACCAGUUCUAUGUAGUUUUCUGCUAAACUCAGACCCAGACUCGUACAGGCGAUCCUUCUGUCCACUUGGGCGUAGCGCUCUGAACGUUCAACACAUAUAAGCCAUGAAAAGGACAACACUACUCACAAGAUUCCCAUGGCCCUCUUCAAUCUCUUCAAACACAAAUCAGUCACUACCAACGGCACUUCAGCUCCAGAUGAGGCGUCGCAGUACGAUCAGCUCCCUGAUAAAGCUGGUCUUUUGGUAGCCGGCGAGCUAGAGAAGGCUUUGGAAGAAUGUAAAGCAAGUGUGUCAAGGAUCGCGGCGGAAUGUAGAGCACAAAACAGGAGGUUUAGGGACCACGAAUUCGACGUCGAAAAUGAUCGUGAACGAUGCUUGCAUGGUCUUACGUCUGAGGACUACAAACCAGCCGACGUGCGGCGUGUCACACAAAUAUUUGAAAACCCGCAGUUCUUCGUCGACGGAGCGAGUUCUAAUGAUAUAAAGCAAGGAUCUAUCGGCGAUUGUUGGUUUGUGUCUGCUUUGGCGACCAUGUCUACCUGUGAAGGCCUCGUGGAGAAGUUUUGUGUCGCGAGAGACGAACAGAUCGGCGUAUAUGGAUUUGUCUUCUUUCGAGAUGGAUCAUGGGUGAAUGUCAUAAUUGACGAUUUCCUCUUCACGCGCAUUCCCAAGUUUGAAGAGCUUUCGUUCGCUGAGCAACAGAUCUAUCAUCACAACAAAGAGAAGUACAACGAAGAGGCAAGAAAGAGCGGAAAGGGACUGUACUUUGCACAAUCCGGCACCGAUGGCGAAACAUGGGUACCACUAAUUGAGAAGGCUUAUGCGAAGCUACAUGGAAGCUACGCUGCUCUGGUUGGAGGAGAUGCAUGCGAGGCUAUUGAAGACCUUACCGGGGGAGUUUCAACUUUUAUUCAUGCAAAUGACAUUCUGGAUAUCGACAAAUUCUGGACUGACGAACUUUGCAAAGCCAACAUUGAUCGUCUUUUCGGAUGUGCAUAUAAACCGCUCGAGACAGCUCGAAGCGGUGCUUGGCUACCAGUGGAUCUCAGCGGACUCAAAAGCAACCACUCUUACUCUGUCUUGCGGGCGGUCGAAUACAACGGGAAACGCUUCGUCAUCGUUCGGAAUCCUUGGGGUCAUUCAGAAUGGACUGGGAAUUGGUCGGAUGGGUCGAAAGAAUGGACGAGAGAGUGGCUUGAUGCGCUUCCCGCGUUGGGACAUGUAUUCGGUAAUGAUGGACAGUUUGUCAUGGAAUACAAGGAUUUCUUGGACUGUUGGGAUCAAAUUGAUCGUACUCUACUGUUCGAUUCUUCCUGGGUCAUGUCGUCUCAGUGGCUUCAUGUCACGGCCAAACCUUUGCCUUGCGCUUGGACAUACGGAGAUGUUUCUUUCAGCUUCAGUUUACCCACCGCUUCAAAGGCCGUGAUCGUACUAUCACAACUGGACGACAGAUAUUUCCUUGAAAUCUCUGGACGGUGCAACUGGACGUUCGAUUUCAUCCUCUUUAAAAAAGGAGAAAGGCACCAUAUCGCCGCGUCUUCUACAUCAAGACUACUCACUCGUAGUGUCAAUCUGGAAGUGGACCUUGAAGCCGGGGAUUAUGUCGUGCAUGUACGACUUGACCGUCAUGUUAGAGCUGAUAGACCAAAAGGAUAUUACCAGUCAAAACUGGAGGGAUGGAACCAACGAAGUCUUUCUCGGGUUCUCACUGAGAGAGCUACGAGCCAUUCGGUUGCUUCGAACUUCCAUGCUGAGUGAGUCGAAAUUCUUCAAGGAAUAUCACCUCUUCUAACGUACCCAUUCCGACAGCGUCGAAGCCAAGAACAUAGCCAUUCCUCUUGACAUCCUCGCUGGCCGGGACCUUUCCGAGCUCGAACAACAGGCACGGGAGAUCGUCAAGAAGAAGGAAAUGGAAGGAAAAGUUAAGGACGGUACUACUACCGAUACCGAAGCUAAGAAGAAUCAGGAUCGUGGAGAGGGUGAAGGUGAGAUCAAGAAACAGACGGUGACGACGGUUCAUAACCAAGAUGGAGAUGGAACUGUGACGACUACGACUACCACUACGGUCAUCGAAAAGGUCGUGGAGACGACGAAGGAAGUUGUGGGAAUUGUUGGGGUUGGAG
Marasmius oreades (fairy-ring Marasmius) is the source of this 2297-nucleotide messenger RNA. RefSeq lists its product as uncharacterized. Gene Ontology annotation, cellular component: cytoplasm. Gene Ontology annotation, molecular function: calcium-dependent cysteine-type endopeptidase activity. The transcript has 13 exons. The coding region runs from base 310 to 1932 and encodes 540 amino acids. Gene Ontology annotation, biological process: proteolysis. NCBI's taxonomy places the organism in Eukaryota, Fungi, Basidiomycota, Agaricomycetes, Agaricales, Marasmiaceae. The record is from RefSeq and is a predicted model, not a curated record.